Molecule: messenger RNA, 1592 nt
Organism: Moneuplotes crassus
Lineage: Eukaryota; Ciliophora; Spirotrichea; Euplotida; Euplotidae
Source: the annotation of a GenBank genome assembly
UAAAAAGCAAGAUAUGGAUUCUGAAGAAAGAAUUUUAGGAUUUGAAGGAAGCGAAGAUGAAAUUGAGGGAGAAGAUGACUCCCCAAACCCUCUGACAGCUGUCAAACAAGAGGUUAACUACCUUUCUUAUGAUUAUUACGGCACUAGAAUGGUUACUUGAGGAGCAGACCAGAAACUAAAAAUAUGGGAAAAGUCAGAUAAUAAAGAUGAUCCAGAUAUUAGUAAUGCUGAAGAUAAAAGUCCUGGAGAACAUACAAAGUAUUUAGAUGAAUUUGAAAACCUUAUCUCACCAAGAAUGAAAACUACUCACCAAGCAGAAGGAUUUAAGCAAGGGAUGUACCUUGCUGAGGAGUGGGAGGCUCAUUCAGGACCUAUUGUUAAAGUUCAAUGGGCACAUCCCCAAUAUGGUCAAUUGUUUGCCUCCUGAGCAGAUAGUGGGGAGUUAUUUAUUUGGGAAGAGAAAAUUAAAAGAAAGCCAGGAAGCUCACACGAACUUAUCAGAGAAUGGACUAAAGUAGCAUCCUUAGAAGUCACAAAAGAUAAAAUACAGGAUAUUAAAUUUGGUCCAGAACAUGUUGGUUUAAAAAUACUAGUACUUUACACAAAUGGGAAAAUAAAUAUUUUCCAAGCGAAAUAAUGUCACUAACCUUCAGAAAUGGGAGUUAAUCUCUAAUCUCGAUUCCAUUAAUAAGAAUGGGUGCAACUCAGUUGAUUGGAAUCCAAACGAGGAAUAUGAUAUGUUUGUAGUUUGCUCAAAUGCCAAUAUCGAAGGGAGUCAAUUUGAAGAACUUGAAGAACAAGAUCUGAAAUCUAAAGAUCCAUCCUUCAACGUUUCUAAAGAGGAAAAGAAAGAGAACAACAGAGACACUGAAUUUAAAGAGACUUUGAGGCAAAUGAAGAAUAAAGUCCUCCAAUUUUUUAAGUUAGAUGACAAAGAUUAUGAGGAGUUCCUUAUGAUUGGCAAAGAGAUAGACUACCACGAUGAUGACAAAAUAGAAUCAGAGAAUGAAUCAAUUGAAUGGGACCUAAGUAAAAGCCUUCUGUCUAGCAUAUUUGAUGUCAAAUUUGCACCAAGUGUUGGCAGGUCAUAUACUGUGCUCGCUACAUGUGAUAGCAGUCUUAAUAUAAGCUUCUGGAAGCUAGAUAUGUCUAAAUAUAUUGAUGAAAAAGAGACUUCAAGAAGCCAGAUCUCAGGCCUUCAGAAAGCAUCAACUCAAAUAGGUGAGACCGAGCAUAGCUUCCACAAGAACAACGAGCCAGGAGAGAAAGUGCUUUCUCUGAUAACUUCAAUUUCCCUCAGAAGAGAAGAAGAUGAGAUACUGAAAACAAAAAUCCCUGAGAUUUUGGUAAAACAAGAAAUGAACCUCUCGUUCAGUAACCAAUCUAAUGAGGAAAUUGAGUUAAAAGCUAGCCAGAUAUAUCUCUGAUGGAAUAUAACAGGAACCAUGCUUGCAAUCAGCUUGAACUUUGAGAAUAUCAAGGACGGGCACGUGCUAUGUAUCUACGCAGAAAGACCCAAGAUCCAGAAUGGAAUGAGAAAGUUGCAUUAUCAAUUGGUGUCAACAUUUGGAUAAGAUUUUCAGAUAGAUUUU